AUGGUAGGGCCACCGACGGAGGAUGGUCAGACAACCGAUCGACACACCCUUCAGGGUGACCUCAAAACCCUGGACCACCGUCGGUCAGCCAGCCAAAACGCAUGGUAUGACGCACGCUCCGUGUUUGGUUGGGCAAACAUCGGGAUAGCCCGGCGGUGUACGGUCCGCGGAAAGCAUCGACUCAUCUUUCGCACCAACAUUUUGGAUCCAAAGGCUAAAAAAAAACAGACCAACAUCCAUGAUCAAGCGGUGGAAAUCGUUUGUCUGUGCGGUUCUCCCAACUCGUUGUUCGGGACCUUUGUUCGGGUAGAGCAAUGA
This is a messenger RNA of Puccinia graminis f. sp. tritici CRL 75-36-700-3, 318 nucleotides long. RefSeq lists its product as uncharacterized. NCBI's taxonomy places the organism in Eukaryota, Fungi, Basidiomycota, Pucciniomycetes, Pucciniales, Pucciniaceae. Bases 1 to 318 code for a protein of 105 amino acids. The transcript has 2 exons. The record is from RefSeq and is a predicted model, not a curated record.